Quercus robur (English oak) is the source of this 810-nucleotide messenger RNA. RefSeq names its product probable prefoldin subunit 4. Gene Ontology annotation, biological process: protein folding. Lineage: Eukaryota; Viridiplantae; Streptophyta; Magnoliopsida; Fagales; Fagaceae. The transcript has 3 exons. The coding region runs from base 161 to 541 and encodes 126 amino acids. Gene Ontology annotation, cellular component: cytoplasm; prefoldin complex. The record is from RefSeq and is a predicted model, not a curated record.
CUGUUUUGGGCCUAAAGCCCAAAUAUUGCCUAAAACAUUUUGUUGAGAGACAAAAACGAAAAAGCCUAAAACGCUAUCUCUCUCCGUCUCUGAUCCUCAAAAACUAAUAACACUACACUUGCACUGCUCUGCGCUUCCAGCAUCUGUAGUGAAAACAAACAUGCAGCAGGGUGGAGGAUCUGAAACAGAGGUGACUUGGGAGGACCAGCAGAACAUUAACAAGUUUGGAAGAUUAAACAACCGCUUUCACGAGCUUGAGGUUGAGAUCAAAGUUGCCAAGGAAUCAAAUGAAAAUCUGGAGGAUGCUAGCAACGAACUGAUUCUCACUGAUGAGGAUGUGGUUCGGUUCCAAAUAGGGGAAGUCUUUGCCCAUGUGUCAAAGGAUGAAGUGGAGGCCAGGAUAGAACAGAUGAAAGAGGUGACUACCAAGAACUUGGAAAAACUUGAGGAAGAGAAGGAUUCUGUAGUUGCACAGAUGGCCGAAUUGAAAAAGAUUUUGUAUGGGAAGUUCAAUGACUCCAUCAAUCUAGAGGAGGAUUGAUAUGGAUAAGCUGUAAUUUUCCUAUAGUUUUGUUGCUUGUUCAUGUUGAUGACAUGAUUCCCCUUGUUGCUAUGUAAUUAGGGAAAAUGACUUGCUGGAAAUUCUAUUACCAUUUACCCCGGUUGUCAUCACCAUUGUCUUUAGAUAGUUCACUUAAUUAGUGAAUGUUUAUCAGUCUUUUUUGUCAUGUAAAAUGACUUGGUUUCUUAUGCUUAAAUUUUAAACGUAUUUUGUUUCAUGAAAGUAUUUUAUUAAUAGUUUUUAUUUUC